AUGGCUUCAAGUCCAGACCUUACAGUUAUGCUCCUGGGAAAUACAGGAGUUGGGAAAAGUGCUUCAGGAAACACGAUUCUGGGAUAUGAUGCUUUUGAGUCCAAACCAUCCUUCAGAUCUGUGACCAGGAAAAUCAAUGAAGCAACUGAAAGAGUGUUUGGGAAGCAGAUCUCCAUCAUCGAUACUCCAGGAAUACUAGACUUCAAGGAGGAGAUUGAAAGGUGGUGUCAGGAUCUCCUGCGGUCCUCAAGACCUUGUCUGUUCCUGUUGGUGAUCAGUGUUGGAAGGUUCACAAGGGAACAAGAGAAGGCUGUGAGGGAGACAAUUUCAGUGCUCAGAGUAGAAGACGAUGGGCUGGAAAAGAGCUACAUACUGUUCACAAACGGUGACGGCUUAAAGGAAAAAACAGUGGAGGAUUUUAUCUUUGAAGAUGAUGAAAGUUCACUUCCAGACAUUGUUAAAGAAUUUAAAGGGAAGUAUCACCUGUUCAAUAAUGAGACAGGAGAAAGGGAACAAGUGAAACAGCUGCUGAUAGUGUCAGGACACCUUCAAACAACAGAUCAACAAUCUCAACUCUCAGGUGCUAGCUGUGGGGCGUUUGGCAGACCGCGGGAUACGAGAGUCUUCCUGAUUGGUCUUCCUGAAGGAGGGAAGAGUUCAACAGGAAACACCAUCCUGGGAUGCAAGAUGUUCAGCACAGACUGUGACUUUAAUGCAGUCUGUACUGAGAUUGUGUCAAAGUCAGCAGAGGUGGAGGAUCAUUGGCUGACGGUGGUCGACACCCCAGGAUUCACUGAUGAAAAAUUAACUCCUAAACAGCUGUACAUGGAGCUCACAAAUACGUUUGUGAAGGCCAGUCCAGGUCCACAUGCCUUCGUUAUUGUGGUCAAAAUAGGCAAGAUGUCCAAAGCAAAUACCACACUGCUUCAAAUAUUGCAACAGCUGUUUGGCAGUGGUGCUAAAAACUACGCCAUGGUACUUUUUACUCAUGGAGACAAGCUCAAAGGUCAGUCCAUUGAUGAGAUGAUUCAGUCCAACAGAUGUGUGUCUGAGCUGGUCUCCAUGUGUGGAGGCAGAUUCUGUGUGUUUGACAAUACAAAGAGAGGAAACAGACGGCAGGUUCAGACCUUGAUGAAUGAAAUAGAUGACAUAGUUAAAGCUAAUGGAGGAGGACACUACACCUCUGAGAUGUUUCAGAUGGCUGAGACGUUCAUUAGAGAAGCUGAAAGAACUCAGCACAGUCAGGCAGACAGCAACGAUUCCCCACAGCAAACAGCACAGAGGCGAAUGCUGCCUUUCUGUCAGAGGCUUUGGAAAGACAACUGCAGCAGUUUUCUGGCAUGUUUUUGUUGUUGUGGAAGCACAACGGACUCAGAUGAUGAUCAGCAGCCGUUGCUUCAGACAUAA
Molecule: messenger RNA, 1407 nt
Organism: Pelmatolapia mariae (spotted tilapia)
Lineage: Eukaryota; Metazoa; Chordata; Actinopteri; Cichliformes; Cichlidae
Product: GTPase IMAP family member 8-like
Exons: 2
Coding region: 1-1407 (468 amino acids)
Molecular function (GO): GTP binding
Source: RefSeq, a predicted model, not a curated record